Anisakis simplex (herring worm) is the source of this 1026-nucleotide messenger RNA. The record is from the annotation of a GenBank genome assembly. Lineage: Eukaryota; Metazoa; Nematoda; Chromadorea; Rhabditida; Anisakidae.
AUGUUUUCAGAGAAUAAUAAUGAAUCUGGUAAGUGUGCUCUCACAAAUGCAUUGAAUGGGUGUAAUACGCGUAAGAAAAGCACAGAUGAAAGUGAUGGAUCUUUACCGCGUGCCGAUAGUGCGUUAAGUAACGAUUCGACAACAUCAUCACAGAGAUCCACAAAUCGCGUAUCGCCAGCUGUAUCGCCGAAAGCAACACAACAAAAUGCUGGAAGCAGCGCAGGAGGAGGAGGUGGAUUCAACAUGAGAACGGGUUCAGAUCAACCGCAACAACAACGUGGCAGCCGAAAAGAUGGCACUCCAUAUUCCAGAAAUAACAGUUCGGUGAAUAGAGAAAAAGAUGCUAAACGUAAAGCGUUAACACCAAAACAAAUCGAAGAAUUGGCCGGUGGUCUACGAAAAUUGGAUCUUGCCAAAGAGAAUUCCCUUAUCGAGCAGUUUAUCACAAAUGAUUUUGAUGGUGAGGAAUGUGGUGCAGCAGUUGGUCAAAUGUUAGUGCAGUUUUCAAUCGAAGAGAACAGACAGGCUGGAAAAGCCGUAGCUCGUAUUGCUGCGCAACUCUUGGAUAGUGGAGCUGCUCAAAGUUUUCAUCAGGGUACGAUAACGGCGUUGGUGCAUUAUUUUGAUUGUCGAGAUCGUUUGCGUAUUGAUCAUUUUCGGGUGUGGAUCGCGUUCCUUAAUUUUGUUUCGGAUCUUUAUUCAAACGUUGGAUAUAUUUACGAAGGUGAACUUGUAAAUCUUGUAUUCCGUAUAUUUGACUACCUGCUGAAAGCGCCCGUUUUGGAAACACUCAAAAUUGAAGAGCUGGAAAGCUUGAUUGGUUGUUUGCUGAGUGGCGGAUAUGAUUUGGAACGUCAAUGUCCAGAACAGCUGGCUGUUCUGAAGGAUCGUAUUCGAGAUGCAUUUGUUGAGGUACAGGAACCAUGGGCACGAAAAAUGAUUCUCUUGCUGAUGGAACUCGGUGCAAGUGGCUGGAAACUUCCAGCUGAAGCGAAUGAGUAUUAUUUUCAGCAAACGAGCUCCUAA